CGCCGACGGUCAUACUGUGCGGUCGCUGGUUUGUUUAUAGUUAUUUAGCGGUCUAUUUCUCGUUAAUUUUAGCCAUAACUAACAAUAAUGGAGGUGGAGUUCAGCAAGGAGAACUUUCUGCUGCCGGAGGUGAAGUACGAGUACUUGGACCACACGGCUGAUGUGCAAAUCCACGGCUGGGGAACGAGUCUGAAGGAGGCCUUCGAACAGUGCGGAGUGGCCAUGUUCGGGUACAUGACGGAGCUGGACUACGUGUCCGUGGAGCAGUGCUUCGAGAUCGAAGCGCAGGGCGACGAUCUGGAGGGACUGCUCUUCCACUUCCUCGACGAGCUGCUCUUCCUGUUCUCCUGCGAACCGUUUCUGGUGUGCAAGAAGCUGGAGAUAACCAAGUUCGAUGUGGAGACCUUCGAGAUCUCCUGCCGCUGCUACGGGGAGCCCUUCGAGCUGGGCAAGCAUCCACAGGGCACCGAGGUGAAGGCAAUCACGUACUCGGCCAUGCAGAUCGUCCAGCAGCCGGAGGCCAGCCACUACGAGGUGUUUGUGAUAAUUGACAUUUGAUCCGACUGCGAUCGCCGGGAAUUAAAUGUGACUGUUCUGUUUCAA
Molecule: messenger RNA, 603 nt
Organism: Drosophila biarmipes
Lineage: Eukaryota; Metazoa; Arthropoda; Insecta; Diptera; Drosophilidae
Gene: Archease
Product: protein archease-like
Exons: 3
Coding region: 88-558 (156 amino acids)
Biological process (GO): tRNA splicing, via endonucleolytic cleavage and ligation
Cellular component (GO): tRNA-splicing ligase complex
Source: RefSeq, a predicted model, not a curated record